Messenger RNA from Mucor mucedo, 1594 nucleotides. Its product is annotated as snRNA-activating protein of 50kDa MW C terminal-domain-containing protein. The record is from RefSeq and is a predicted model, not a curated record. The transcript has 4 exons. Gene Ontology annotation, cellular component: snRNA-activating protein complex. The coding region runs from base 24 to 1442 and encodes 472 amino acids. Gene Ontology annotation, molecular function: RNA polymerase III type 3 promoter sequence-specific DNA binding; RNA polymerase II cis-regulatory region sequence-specific DNA binding; bent DNA binding. Gene Ontology annotation, biological process: snRNA transcription by RNA polymerase III; regulation of DNA-templated transcription; snRNA transcription by RNA polymerase II. NCBI's taxonomy places the organism in Eukaryota, Fungi, Mucoromycota, Mucoromycetes, Mucorales, Mucoraceae.
CACCUGUUGAACAUUUUCAAUUAAUGACUACACCCAAUCAAUUGACGUUGAAUUUUAAGGAUCUGUUUGAACAGCAAGAAGCCAUUGAAAAAGAUCCAGUGUUUCAGGCAAAAAAGAAUGAAUAUAAAGACAGAGUAUUGGAAUCCAAAUACAAUUUAGCAACUCUUUCUGAAAUAUUCCAAGACCCAGAUUUGAUCUCACGCAUUUCCACCGAUAUUCAUUCCUUAAUAACAGAGAAAGAACGAAUAUCUCGUGUGAGGCAGUACCAGCAUCUUACCACUACAAAGAAACCGCAGGCGAAAGACGUUUCCACAGUUAACACCAUUGCAGAAGAGGAAUGGGAAAGGAUCAAAAACCUGGAAGAAAGCCGUACCAACCUAAACGAAUAUAUCAGUCCUAUCGCAUCCAGAAAGAGAAAAUAUUUAUCUAUGCCAACUACCAGCCCUCCUCCUGAAAUAGAAGAACCACUUCAACAAUCGAUUACAGCACCCACUACCAUUAACUCUGAGCUUGCAUUACCAUCUGUAUGCAUUACUGAUAAUAACACUACAAACACCGAGCAGCAAGGUGAUGAUGAUCCUUUAGAAAAUUCAUUUAAAGAAACUGCCAAACUUUUUCAACAGAGUUUGUUAAAAAGCAUAGGUCCAAAAUAUCUCUAUACGCUCUUGCCCAGACAAUGUGAAAGCAGUACCUAUAAAUACGUUAAAGAUAAUUAUACACCACAUACCACUGUGACAAGCGAUGAUAGUAAGUCUCUGGAGGAUACUUUAAUCACAAUAACUAUAUAUAACCCACAAAAAACGGACAAGAAGUUUCAAGAGAUCGAAAUUCUGGGUUCUCAAAAACUGUCAGAUUUUCGUGAUGCAAUGUAUUGUCUAAGUGAUUUCUUGUCCAACGGUGAUAAGCUAGGCCAAAUUCCGACGGGAGAGAUCAUUAAUACAUCGGAAAAGAAGCUAUCGCCAUCGAUUAUAUACAUGGAUCAUGUAUUCUACUUAGAUACAAGACUACAACAGCAAGAUGAUUACUAUGAUGAACUCAUAAAAUCAUGGCUUACCAGGAAAGGUGUAAAUAAAGGGGUAUUCAAAUACGAAAAAAAGGCUAUGGAAGAUGCGGUGGUCAAAGAUAUACCAAUAUAUAUCCAUAAGCCUUUUGUAUUUUUACAUCAAGAUGGUUGUGAGCAUAUGCUACAAUUCCAAGAUGUCAGGUUACUCUCUCCUUCGGAGUAUCAGUCAAAGUCUGAAUUUCCGAGAACAACCCAUAACUUAAAAUACGAUCGAUUUAAAUGUUCUAUGUGCACCAUUUUUCCGGCAACCAAAAUAACAGAGGAAGAGGUUCUCAGUGGGUUUUCGCCCUGUUAUUUUUGUGAUAAGUGCUUUGUAUCCUUUCAUAAUGAACAUUCUGAUGUGGUAGCCACUGAUUAUAUAGGAACUGUCCGCAUAUAGCGGGACUACUUAUUGUUACAGGGUGAAAAAUAAAUAAAAUGCUUUUUGUAUAGUGCUUCUACAGCCAUUGAUUAGAAUUUGAGAACCAAUCAAACAAUAUGAACUCUAGUUGGACAUUUGGUCUCUUUUAAAUUAAGUAUUUAAUAAAUAAG